AUGGUCGUCCUGGGAGCGCGUAACGGAACGUUCGGUGGCGGAAACAUGAGGUCGUUUAUGAUCGAGGAGCGCGCGGGCGGCGGGGACCACGCGGGCUCCAACAGGAUCAUCUCGGAGGUGCUCGCGCCGCGGCUGCUGAAGAUCGCGCAGGACGCGGCGGAAGCGGCGGCCGCGGCCACCGCUCCGGCCACGUACAGUCCGCCGCUCGUCAUGGAGAGCAACGGCACGCGCUGUGGAGAGCAGAUCCUGAGCUACGGCCGCGUGGAGAAGGUCCUGAUCGGGGGAGUGCUCAUGAUGCUCACGCUGUCCACCAUCUGCGGGAACCUGCUCGUGGUCAUCUCCGUGUGCUUCGUGAAGAAGCUGCGCCAGCCCUCCAACUACCUGAUCGUGUCUCUGGCUCUGGCCGACCUCUCCGUGGCGCUCGCGGUCAUGCCCUUCGUGUCCAUCACGGACCUGAUCGGAGGACAGUGGGUGUUCGGACAGUUCUUCUGUAACGUCUUCAUCGCCAUGGACGUGAUGUGCUGCACCGCGUCCAUCAUGACGCUGUGCGUAAUCAGCAUCGACAGGUACCUGGGCAUCACCAAACCCCUGACGUACCCGGUGCGUCAGAACGGCUGCUGCAUGGCCAAGAUGAUCCUGUCGGUGUGGCUCCUGUCGGCGUCCAUCACCCUGCCGCCCCUGUUCGGCUGGGCGCAGAACGUGAACGACGGUCGCGUCUGCCUCAUCAGCCAGGACUUCGGCUACACCGUCUACUCCACCGCCGUCGCCUUCUACAUCCCCAUGUCCGUCAUGCUCAUCAUGUACUACCGGAUCUACCGCGCCGCCAAGCUCAGCGCCGCCAAACACACCAUCACCGGCUUCCCCAGGGACGGAGACUCCGCCACCUCCCGCGGCGCCAAAACCGAGUCCGGGGACACCGCCAGCGUCGAGGGGACCGAGGCGGAGCGCGACGACGAGGGGGACGCGGAGGACGAAGAGGAGGAGAGCUUGGACUGCGUGUCGGCGGCGUUGAAACUCCAGCGGGAAGUCGAGGAAGAAUGCACGAACCGAGUGUCGCGACUCCUGAAGAGCGGGGAGCACCACCAGCGGCGCAAACGGAAGAACCAGUCCAUCUUCAAGCGCGAGCAGAAAGCGGCCGCCACGCUGGGCAUCGUGGUGGGGGCGUUCACGUUCUGCUGGCUGCCGUUCUUCAUCGUGUCGACGGCGCGGCCCUUCGUGUGCGGCGUGGAGUGCAGCUGCGUGCCCCUGUGGCUGGAGAGGACCCUGCUCUGGUUGGGAUACGCCAACUCGCUCAUCAACCCGUUCAUCUACGCCUUCUUCAACCGCGACCUGAGGACCACCUACAGUAACCUCCUCAGGUGCCGGUACAGGAACAUCAACCGGAAACUGUCGGCGGCCGGAAUGCACGAGGCGCUCAAACUCGUGGAGAAACCCGAGUCUGAGGUGUAG
Boleophthalmus pectinirostris (great blue-spotted mudskipper) is the source of this 1449-nucleotide messenger RNA. RefSeq names its product 5-hydroxytryptamine receptor 7-like. Gene Ontology annotation, biological process: adenylate cyclase-activating adrenergic receptor signaling pathway; smooth muscle contraction; circadian rhythm. Gene Ontology annotation, molecular function: G protein-coupled serotonin receptor activity. Lineage: Eukaryota; Metazoa; Chordata; Actinopteri; Gobiiformes; Gobiidae. The record is from RefSeq and is a predicted model, not a curated record. Gene Ontology annotation, cellular component: membrane.